Dromiciops gliroides (monito del monte) is the source of this 1577-nucleotide messenger RNA. RefSeq names its product fms related receptor tyrosine kinase 3 ligand (gene FLT3LG). Gene Ontology annotation, cellular component: membrane; cell surface. The transcript is spliced from 8 exons. The record is from RefSeq and is a predicted model, not a curated record. Gene Ontology annotation, molecular function: cytokine activity; receptor tyrosine kinase binding. Lineage: Eukaryota; Metazoa; Chordata; Mammalia; Microbiotheria; Microbiotheriidae. Gene Ontology annotation, biological process: positive regulation of cell population proliferation. Bases 589 to 1332 code for a protein of 247 amino acids.
UGUCCAGCCCCCGUCCCCACCCCCAUUGGCAGAGUGGUGGGCCCACUGGUGUUACAUUGUAUGUAUUUUCAGACUUUUUCACUCCCUCCACCAACUUUUUUUUAGUGAAUCUCUCUGUCUCUCCAUGCUGAUAUCUCUGCUUGUCCUCUCUGGCAUCUCUUCUCUUCCACCAGCUGUCUCUGACAACAGACACCUUCUGCCUGUUUGGGUACUGUCCCUCUGGACUCAAAACCUCAGAGCUCUAAGGGUUUUAGAGAUUUUCCAGUCCACCCCCCUCCUUCCUCAGAAGAGGACGGAGCCCUGGAUAAAACCGAGAACAGGAACUCUACAGGGGCUACAACAGAGGGCUAGAAAGCAGAUCUCCCAACUCCCAGCUGAUUCAGACCUGAAGUAGGACCCAGGCGUCCCCUGCCUCCUGCAGCUCAACUCAAAGCCACCAGAGGGCUCCUCCCCCAUGGAUUCCCAAACUUUUCCCCAAAAUACCUUUCACUUUCGAUCUCUGAUGUUUGGACCCAGACCUGCCCUGGGCCUUCCCGGCCUGGACAGGGACCCUGGGCCCGGCAGCGGCAUGAGGGGCCCCAACUCAAGAUGACCGCCCCAGCCCGGCCCCUCACUGCCUCCAGGCUGCUGCUCCUGCUGUUCCUGCUCCCCCUGGAUUCGGAGGCCACCAGCACUGACAGCUGCACCUUCCUGUACAACCCCAUCAGCUCCACCUUCCUGCAGGUCAUCAGCUCUUUGUCUGACUACAUGCUCAGGGAUUACCCAGUGGAUGUCCCAGAUAAUCUUCAGGUGGAUGAAAAGUGCUGGCCCCUGUGGCACUUGGCCUUGGCGAAGGAAACCUUGGGUCGCCUGAAGCUGGUGGCCGGCAGUAAGCUGCAGGACCCCCUAGAAGCUGUGUACACCGAGGUCAACUUCGUCAGUCAAUGCAUCAACCAGUCCUAUCCCAGCUGUCUCCGUUUCCGGAAAGCCAACAUCUCUCACCUCCUCCUGGGUGUCUCCAGUCACCUGGGGGCCCUGCAGACCCUCAUCACUCGUCAGAGCUUUCAGUCCUGCCAACAGUAUCGCUGCCAGCCAGAGCCCUCCCCUGUCUCCACACUCCCCUCACCUGGCAGUGUAGGGGCACUGGGAAACACCCCGAGGCCACCCAAGCCCUCCAACUUCCUUCUGCCAUCCCUGGGGAUGCUGCCAGUCCUGCUGCUACUGAUCCUGGUGGCUUCCUGGAGGUGGAAGCAAAGGAGGAGGCGGCUGAGGCCAGCAGGAUCCCCCAAGUCCCUAAUGCCCCAGGGCCCCCCAGACUCUGUCCCCCAGGAUAUGCAGUUGAUGGUGCUUUGAAAGAAGAGGAGGAUGUCUGGAGAGCCUUGAAGGCCAAGCCCAGGAGCUGGGGCCACUUCCUGCAGGAAGCCUCCCACAAGCAGCCCAGCUUAAGACCGCCCUCUUUCCCCUCUUCAACAAGCCCGAGUGACCACUCUCUUGCAGGGGCCUGAGGUGUCCUCUCCAAGAGGGGCGCUGCCCCUUCUCUCUCCUGAAAGGGGUCCCCUGCCGGCCCCCCACCCUGUACAAAGCUCCAAAGAUGUACA